Messenger RNA from Athene cunicularia (burrowing owl), 1479 nucleotides. RefSeq names its product LIM homeobox 4 (gene LHX4). The record is from RefSeq and is a predicted model, not a curated record. NCBI's taxonomy places the organism in Eukaryota, Metazoa, Chordata, Aves, Strigiformes, Strigidae. Gene Ontology annotation, biological process: regulation of transcription by RNA polymerase II; neuron differentiation. The transcript has 4 exons. Gene Ontology annotation, cellular component: nucleus. Gene Ontology annotation, molecular function: RNA polymerase II transcription regulatory region sequence-specific DNA binding; DNA-binding transcription factor activity, RNA polymerase II-specific. Bases 1021 to 1479 code for a protein of 152 amino acids.
GUAGAAGCUGUCCAUCUAUAGGCAGAUAUUGUAUAGGAGUCUGGAUGGCUGGGUAUACAUCUUGCCUUGGGAAAAGCCCUCCUUCUCCAAGAACCCUCUCAUAGCAUGGGUGCUGUAGGGGGGCACUGGAUGGGGCUGGACCUGCCACCACUGCUCUCCAGCUCAUCGCUGCUCACUGCAGUGUGGCUCCUCUUCAGCCCCCCUUUCCCAGCCAUUUCCAGCGUCAGGGCUCUGUCACACCCGGGCUGGAUGGCAGCAAGCGGGUGGAAAUGGGUGCUCUUCCCAUCACAUGAAAACCGGGGGCAUGGGGACCAAAUGAGUGUUAGACUGUGAGGGGAUGCAAAGUGGCCGGAACAGGUGGCUCGUGGUCCUCAGGGUGCAGCAGCAGCGGUGGUGAAGAGAUAUUUGCCCGUGUUGAAAAAGCCUCUGUGGGUGGGGUGGAGGCGGUUGCUGUCCUGCACACCCAGAUCACAACGGGGACCCUGUGGGUGAACCCCUGAGCCACCCCAGAAGCCUGGCCCUUGGGGGAUGGGGUAGCCACGGGGAGACAUGAGCCGUGUCAGGGGCUGCAGGAUGCUGUCCUGGAGGGAGCAAGGGGCAGGCAGGGAGCAUGGCCUGAAAAAUAGGGUGCAGAAGGGAAAAUAGCGGGGUGUAUGUGUGUGUGCGUGCGCACGCAUGGCCCGGCUGUGGGUUUUGCUAUCCCAGAGGGUUUUAUUGAAGGUUUGCAAAGGAAGAUGUGCAGGGACACUGGCAAGGCAAGGGGUGGCAGCUCAUCACUCCGCAAAGCACCAGCAUGAGCCACCGCGGGGCUUCGCUAGCCACACCGGCCAGGUGGGAGCACCGCAGGGGUGAGGGUGCUGCGGUGGCUGACACUGCUCUCCAUCUCUCCUCUCUCUCUUCCCCUCCUGCCCAGAAAUCCCCCAGUGCGCCGGCUGCAACCAGCACAUCCUGGACAAGUUCAUCCUCAAGGUGCUGGACCGGCACUGGCACAGCUCCUGCCUCAAGUGUGCCGACUGCCAGAUGCAGCUGGCCGACCGCUGCUUCUCCCGGGCCGGCAGUGUCUACUGCAAGGAGGACUUUUUCAAGCGUUUUGGGACCAAAUGCACGGCAUGCCAGCAGGGUAUCCCCCCGACCCAGGUGGUCCGCAAAGCCCAGGAUUUCGUCUACCACCUCCACUGCUUCGCCUGCAUCAUCUGCAGCCGGCAGCUGGCCACGGGCGACGAGUUCUACCUGAUGGAGGACGGGCGGCUGGUCUGCAAGGAGGACUACGAGACUGCCAAGCAGAACGAUGACUCCGAGGCGGGUGCUAAGCGGCCCCGGACCACCAUCACGGCCAAGCAGCUGGAGACACUGAAGAACGCCUACAAAAACUCCCCCAAACCCGCCCGGCACGUGCGGGAGCAGCUCUCCUCUGAGACGGGGCUUGACAUGAGGGUAGUGCAGGUGAGGCCAUGGGCUGAAGAGCAAGUGGCAGGGUAA